Molecule: messenger RNA, 7219 nt
Organism: Heterocephalus glaber (naked mole-rat)
Lineage: Eukaryota; Metazoa; Chordata; Mammalia; Rodentia; Bathyergidae
Gene: Dstyk
Product: dual serine/threonine and tyrosine protein kinase
Biological process (GO): protein phosphorylation; positive regulation of fibroblast growth factor receptor signaling pathway; cellular response to fibroblast growth factor stimulus
Cellular component (GO): cytoplasm
Molecular function (GO): ATP binding; protein kinase activity
Source: RefSeq, a predicted model, not a curated record
AGGGAAAGGUUCCGUGUGCGGCGCCCUGCACGUCAGUUUGUUUGCCCGGGCAGUGACGGAGGCUGGAAGCGCGGCUGACGGCCAGCGGGGGCGUGAGGAGGCGGAAUCCACCUUCCUUCAGCACUGGGGGGCGGGAAGGAAGGGCGGGCCAGCGGCCAGGAUCGGGCCGCGAGGACGCAGGCUGCGGAGAUGGAGGGCGCCGCGCCGCCGUGGGGCAGCGAGCCGGUGUCGGGUCCCGGCCCUGGCGGCGGCGGCGGCGGAAUGAUCCGCGAGCUGUGCCGGGGCUUCGGUCGCUACCGCCGCUACCUGGGGAGGCUGAGGCAGAACCUGGACGAAACCCAGAAGUUCUUCCGCGACAGUAAGUGCUGGCACAGGCACAGCUGUCCCUCCUGCGCCGCGGGCUGCGGCGGGCCCGAGCCCGGCCCUGCUGGCGAUGUCGCCGAAAUCGGCCUGCCGGCGGGCCAGCUGAGCUGCAUUUCCUUCCCACCUAAGGAGGAGAAGCACCUCCAGCAGACUGUGGACUGCCUCCCCUGCAUACUCAUCCUUGGUCAGGAUUGCAAUGCCAAGUGCCAGCUGUUGAACCUGCUGUUGGGGGUGCAGAUGCUUCCUACCACCAGGCUGAGCAGCGAAGACAGCUGCAAGCUGCGGCGACUCCGCUUCACCUAUGGGACUCAGACUCGGGUCAGCCUGGCGCUCCCUGGACAGUACGAACUAGUACACACGCUGGCUGCUCACCAGGGCACCUGGGAGACCAUCCCUGAGGAGGACUUGGAGGUCCAAGGGGACAGUAAGGACGCUGCUCAUGUUUUAGCCGAACUGGAGGUGACAGUGCAUCAUCCCCUCUUGAAGGAAGUGGACAUUGUGGUGGCACCGUGCCAAGGCCUCCGGCCCACAGUAGAUGUUCUGGGUGACUUGGUGAAUGAUUUCUUGCCUGUGAUAACCUAUGCACUCCACAAAGGUGAACUGUCUGAGAGGGAUGAGCAAGAGCUUCAGGAAAUCCGAAAGUAUUUCUCCUUCCCCAUAUUCUUUUUCAAAGUGCCGAAGAUGGAGAGAAUAGACUCUGCUCCUAGAAUGGAGAGUGAAAGAUCGCUUCUGUAUCGUCAGCUAGUUGACCUGGGCUACCUGAGCCCCACGCACUGGAACUGUGGGGCCCCUGGCCAGGACACCAAGGCUCAGAGCAUGUUGGUGGAACAGAGUGAGAAGCUGAGACACUUGAGCACUUUUUCCCACCAGCUGCUGCAGGCUCGUCUGGUGGAUGCGGCCAUGGCCCUGAACCUGGUGCACUGCCACUGCCUUGACAUCUUCAUUAACCAGGCCUUUGAUAUGCAGCGGGACCUGCAGAUUACUCCCAAAAGGCUGGAAUACACUCGGAAGAAAGAGAACGAGCUGUAUGAGUCACUGAUGAAUAUUGCUAACCGAAAGCAGGAGGAAAUGAAGGAUAUGAUUGUUGAGACUCUUAACACCAUGAAGGAAGAACUUCUGGAAGAUGCUACCAACAUGGAGUUUAAAGAUGUCAUUAUCCCCGAGAAUGGAGAAGCAGUGGGCACCAGAGAGAUCAAAUGCUGCAUCCGGCAGAUCCAGGAACUCAUCAUCUCCCGGCUUAACCAGGCAGUGGCUAACAAGCUGAUCAGCUCAGUGGAUUACUUACGUGAGAGCUUUGUCGGCACCUUGGAGCGGUGUCUGCAGAGCCUGGAGAAGUCGCAGGACGUCUCAGUUCACAUCACCAGUAAUUAUCUCAAACAGAUUUUAAAUGCCGCCUAUCACGUUGAAGUCACAUUUCACUCAGGGUCCUCAGUUACACGGAUGCUCUGGGAGCAAAUCAAGCAGAUCAUCCAGCGCAUCGCGUGGGUGAGCCCCCCUGCCGUCACUCUGGAGUGGAAGAGGAAGGUGGCCCAGGACGCGAUCGAGAGCCUCAGUGCCUCCAAGCUGGCCAAGAGCAUUUGCAGCCAGUUCCGGACUCGGCUCAAUAGUUCUCAUGAGGCUUUUGCAGCCUCCUUGCGGCAGCUGGAGGCUGGCCACUCAGGCCGGCUGGAGAAGACAGAAGAUCUGUGGCUGAAGGUUCGGAAAGAUCACGCCCCACGCCUGGCCCGCCUUUCUCUGGAGAGCCGGUCUUUACAGGAUGUCUUGCUGCAUGGUAAACCUAAACUGGGACAGGAGCUGGGCCGAGGCCAGUAUGGGGUGGUGUACCUGUGUGACCACUGGGGAGGACACUUCCCUUGUGCUCUCAAGUCGGUUGUCCCUCCCGAUGAGAAGCACUGGAAUGAUCUGGCUUUGGAGUUUCACUACAUGAGGUCUCUGCCGAAGCAUGAGCGGUUGGUGGACCUCCAUGGGUCAGUCAUCGACUACAACUAUGGCGGUGGCUCCAGCAUUGCAGUACUGCUCAUCAUGGAGCGGCUGCACCGGGACCUGUACACGGGGCUGAAGGCUGGGCUGACCCUGGAGAAGCGUUUGCAGAUAGCACUAGAUGUGGUGGAGGGGAUCCGCUUCCUGCACGGCCAGGGACUCGUUCAUCGUGAUAUCAAACUGAAAAAUGUGCUGCUGGACAAACAGAACCGUGCCAAGAUCACUGACUUAGGAUUCUGCAAGCCAGAGGCCAUGAUGUCAGGCAGCAUUGUGGGGACGCCAAUCCACAUGGCCCCUGAACUUUUCACAGGGAAGUAUGACAAUUCCGUGGAUGUCUACGCUUUUGGGAUUCUUUUCUGGUAUAUCUGCUCAGGCUCUGUCAAGCUCCCUGAAGCAUUUGAGAGGUGCACUAGCAAAGACCACCUCUGGAACAAUGUGCGGAAAGGGGCCCGCCCAGAACGUCUGCCCGUGUUUGAUGAAGAGUGCUGGCAGUUGAUGGAAGCCUGCUGGGAUGGUGACCCCCCCAAGAGGCCUCUCUUGGGCAUCGUCCAGCCCAUGCUCCGGGGCAUCAUGGACCGGCUCUGCACAGCAAGUUUCGAGCAGCCACACAGAGGACUAGAUGAUUCUAUUUGAAAGCAAAAACCUUUCUUCUGCACUCUGUUUCUUUUUUUCCCCUCACCUUUGGGCCACGGGGAGAAUUUGACAUUUAUUCAAUGAGGGACUUGGUGCUUGUGGGGCAGCUUGAGACCUUGAAAGCAGAGAUGGCUCCCGGGCAGUGAGGAGCUGGACAGCUGCUGAACGGCUGGGGCAGUUCACUGAUGCCCCACGCUAUCCCUUCGGCAAAAGAUUGUCCAAGAUGUGCAGAAGUGGAACAUGGGAUGUUCUGGCCUCAAAACAGAUGAGGCAGAUGUUACCAUUGUUCACUGUAUUAUGUUUCUAAGACAAGAAGUGCCGCACUGCAGUGGCAGUAGUGUUAAAAACAUCAUUUUCGGGCCGGGGGUUUAGCUCAGUGUUUCCGCCACCUGCCUUGGCAAGCACAAGGUCCUGAGUUCGAUCCCCGGUACCAAAAUAACACAUCAUUUUCAUGAUGUCAGCUCCAGCUAGAAAUAGUUUGAUUCCACCUAGUGGUUAGGACCACUUAGAAAAUUUGAGCUUAGUUCAGGAUUCUAUGAACAUAGGGACAAAAAAAAAAAAUUGUGGUUGCCUGGUUCCUGCUGUCUAACCAGGGAUCUCAGGUUGUAACAGUCCAGCGAGGGAGCUAGAAACAGGCUGUGUUCCUCACUGUGCCAGAGUGUUUACAUUUACAGGGCCGUGCAUCCCUGACUUCUAGGGGGAAUUCACUGUUACAUCACCAGGAAGCAAAAAAAAAAUCACAUGCAUAUGUAUGUACAUAUGUAUAUAACCGGAUGGAUUUGAGUUACUGCUAACCCCAGAACGGGAUCUGUUCUUCUGCCCGUGGGCCCCCUACACCCCUCUGCUGGUCUCAGGUGGGAGAGCUCCAGACCCAGAGCACAUUGUACUCAGGAGUGAGUGUCUGAGCAGAACUGGCCCAUUGUGAAUCAUGGGUGAGACCUGAGAGCAGAGGAUCGUGCCCAUGGCCUGUAUACCAAGCUCCUAGAAGGGCACCAGCUGAUUCUCAAACUUACAAAAAAACCCAGAAACUCUUCUGUGUUUGAAAUUAACACACUAAUGUUUUUAAAGCCUAACCAGUGGUUAAAAAGCCAAGGCUUAUUCUGUCCUCUCCUUUUACCUUAUUUUAAAUAUAAUCUAUUGGAAGAAAAAAGAACCAGCAACCCCUCCCCCCAAAAAAACAGACAAAAGAGAAGGCCAGUUCUGUGUGUCAGCAACUGGGAAGCACCCUGCCUCUGUGUCCGAGGAUGGGAAACAGUUUAAACACUGGUGCAUCUCAGGUCUUGAUUUCAGGCCUUCUGCCACCAAGCUGUUGUUAGCUUUAGAAACACAGGUAGAUGAAGAAAUAGACAUAGAGGAGGGCAGCCUCCAUGCAUCUGUCAGUCUCAAGGGCUAUGGGCGGGCCUCAUCCAGCUCCAGAGUGUGACGCAGGUCCCAGGUUUGAGUGUUACAUCAGUGCUGGGGUUUUCUAGGGUUGUUUGUAACUGAAUGACCAGGUCUUACAUAUUAACAAAGUAUAAGUGGAGUGUAUGAUACAUUCUUAUCUAAGUUUUAGAGUUCAGUUUUAGAACUUUAACCAUCCUGGGCUCUGAUUACGAUGUUGGAGCAAGUAGCAGUCUCAGCACACACAGCCCUUCAGGACUUUAUUAAUGCUGUACACCUUUUUACUUUCAAAUGAUAAAGUGACCGGCCAGCGUUUGUGGGGCAUUGGCUCCAAGUUCAUUUUGGUAGAAUGUUCAGCACAUCUCUUAGAAUCUUAACACCUAUUUAUCCAUACUUUAGUCGCUCUGCUCUCCUUGGCAUUAUCUUGUUGCCCUUCUGGGGUGAUGAUGGGGCUUCGGGAAGCCACGUGUCCAGUUAAGUAAGUAGGCUCUGCUUGUCAAAGAAUCAUUGUGCAUCUGUUCUAUGUGAGACUUCAAGAAAAGUCUUAUAGUUAGUUCCCUUCUCCAGAACAUGCUCUUAAUUCUAGUAUAACCAGGACUGUAUACUUCCAUUGUGAAGACCACAUUCCUAACGUUCUUUGGAAGUCUUAGCUCAAACUCCCAUUCACACAUGGGAAGUUAAUUUUUUUUCCAACCAGAAUCCCUUUUCAGUUCAUCUCCUGUGGCUCAGUCCACGCUCAGAUACCAGUUUUCUAGCAGAUUCCCUACAUUUUUGCCUAGUGGAAAGGGCAAGGGGACUGACUAAUACUAGGUGAGGAGAUGAGUAGUUAUUUUCAUUAUAAAAAAGUAUUCUGAGAAAAGGUGCAAGGUAUACCUGGAAGUGUCUGGCCAACCAAAGCCCACAUGUGGAUAUUUGGGGCUGUUAUUUAAAUACUCAGCAGGCUGAGUGCAGGAAUACGUAUUUACGUGUGUAUAAUGUAUUAUGUAUACUUUUGUUUUAUAACAUUGUUGGCUAAUUUUGGAUUUUUUGUUCCUUGGCACCCAUUAUUAUUAAAAUGAUGGAAUGCUAUGAAAAGUACUGUAUUGUAUAUUACUUGAGAAGACACGAGAUGUUCUGAGAAGUGUGGCAGUACUUAGGUAGGCAGGGUACAUCACAGCCAAUAUCAGAGGCUCUUACCUCUGAGCUUAGGUUGUUUGUGUUCCCAAGUAACGAGGUGAGAUUGUGGCUGAGGGAGGAAGAAGGAUGGCCUGACAGAUUACCCUUACUGUGUCCAGUCCUUCUAAAAGACUUAAUGAGGUCAGUUUACCCCGCCCCCAAAUGAUCACCUGGCCUUUUUUCAUGAGCUCGAAGUCUGGUCACUCAUUUGGCUUCAGAACCGAGUGAGAGGCCUUCCUGCAGAGCAAUCAGAAGAAACCAUGGUGACGCCUGGACUGGUGACCCUGUGCCUAGAAGCUCGCAGCAGUGUAGGUGAGCAGUUCUGGUCCAGAGGAGGGACCCACAGGCAGACCCUGCUCCCUGCUCCCUGCUCCCCUGCUCCUCUGCAGAAUGGACCCUUGACUGAGCAAGCCUUCCAUGGCUCUGGCAGGAGGACGUUGCUAUUGUUCCCAGACCACAGUCACAUCUGACUCCAUCGACUUUAAGACAGAGCGUUGGCAGCAGCUGCUCAUAUAUUUUUCUUAAAACACUAAAGUUCAAAGAAGCAGUAGAGGAAAAGAUAUGUUACUACCACAGACAGAAAUAGGAAAAUGGUAGAACUCUUGACUGGUAUCUGUCAGCUCCCAGAUGGACUUUUGUAAUGUAUUUGAGCUGCCAAAAGAGGGCUUGAGGGCCGAGAGGUAGCGCAGUAACAAAGAGUGCAGCCUCUCCUGUGCAUGGCCUUGGGUUCCAUCCCCAGCACCAAAACCCAAAACCAAACAGAGGAGUUGGGAAAUGUUUCUCCUGAUAGGAGAGUGGCUGGAGAGUCAGGGCUGAGAGGUGACAGCUAUACUGAAUGACACUGUUUUUUGGCUUACUAUUUAGCACGGAGAAGCCCAGGGGCAUUGGUGAUUGCAGCAGCACUUUGGAUACCCUGAUUUGGGGAGAGGCCAUGCUUGGUGUUCCACUGGGCCAAUCAGGAAGCCUCUGAAGUCCAGUUUGAGAGCAGGACGAACGGCCCUGUGCAUGUCCACUGCCAAAGAGGAGUUGCUUUCUUUGAACUUUUGAAGCUUGCUUUUUGAAUUUGCUGGAUCAAAUAACUUGCUUUUCUUUAAAAGAAAAUGAAGGGUGUAUUCUUCAGAAUAUAGGGCUGGGAGUAGGUAGAGCUAGCUUGAUAAAGAGGGUAAGGAAGGAGUGGCCUUGAGGUGUUUCUAUCACAAAUUCCCCUGGAGGUUUCAGAUAGCGCCCGAUGUUCUUAAAAGAGUUUCAGGUUUAACUUCUGCUUUGUUACCAUCCCGUCCAGCUGGUGGCAGAGAGGUGAGAGCACUUGUCGUUGGGAGGCCAGCUUGCUGGGAAAUGUGGUCACCAACAGCUUGUUGUCUUUUGUCUUUAUGUUAUGUAUUUUUUGUUUGGGUUAAAGGACUAAUGCUUGUUACAGUAUUAAAUAAAAGUGUAACAUACUAAGUGUGUAGAGUAAAAGUGCAAUAACAAAAGAAAAAUACUUUGGCACAAACUCUGCUCCCUCCUUCCUCAUGCUACCUGGCUCUGUCCAUAUUGUUACAGGAGGACCAGGUUAACUGUGUAUUUUUAAGAGACGCAACUAUGGCUUAAGUCUUUGCUUAGUGUAAUUUUGAAUGGUGGGAUUUGGUUUUUAUAGAGUAUUCUAUAUAAUUGUUAGGAUGCACAAACACAGGAUGUGCUGUAUAAUAAAGAUCACAUUAACAUUUUA